AUGGACGCAAAAGCACACCACGGAGAAGCCGUGUCUGAAGUUGAGAGACCCCAUCAAAGCGCCAUUGAUAUGUACCACCUAGCUGCGCUUCCCACAAAGGGCGCGGUGACGCCAGGGUUGGGGGAUGAUGACGUCAGACUGGCGGGGGCGACCCUUUUUGGCAAGCCACAAGGAAAGGAGUUGAGCGGUUUCCAGGAGCCAAGUCCUUAUGAGGCGGCGCUCAUUCCUCUCAAGCAAGCAAAUCUCCACCCCAUCCGUCUCCUUUUCCAUCUGGGAGCCAGCUCCAUCAAAAUGGUCUUCCAAAGCGUAUCGUUUUGGGGGCUCAUAGCCGCUCACCUGCUUCUGCUGGUGUUCUACUAUAAGGUCUCCAACCAGCACAGCAAGGUUGACACCGCAACGGCGGACGGUUACCCGUGGCCGUUUAUAAGGUCGUCGACUUAUGCGGGGUACUUGGGGUCCUUGGUGUCGUUCUGCCUCGUCUUCCAGACCACCCAAAGCUACAACAGGUUCUUCCAGCAAUACACCGCGUGCUGCGAGAUCCUCUCCUCGAGCUCGGCCUUUGCGAUGGGCAUCCGUACGCAUUUUCCGGACGGCGCUUUCCCCGACGCGGCCGCGGUCCGAACGCGCCUCCAAAAGUAUCUCAUGGCGCAGCUCUACUUGGGCUUCACGUGGCUUCCGCAUUACAAGGCGAAUAACUUGCACGAGUGGGCGUUUGGCCACGUCAGCAAGAUGGGCUUAUUGCUGCCGGAAGAGGAGGGCAAGCUGCUGGCGCUUCCCCACAGCGCCGUCUUGUAUCUUGAGAUCGAGCUUUUGAUCGAAGAUUUGUUAUUCCGGGAGUUUGCAAGAGGCCAUAUCUCGGAGCGUUCCCACGACUACCUGGCGCAGUUCAAGGGCUCCAUGAUGAACAACUUUGACCUCAUCUACAAUCUCGCCGCGAUGCCGGUGCCUUUCGCCUUCUACCAACUUCUCAACGUCAUGGCCAUCGGUUACCUGGCGCUGCUCUGCUAUACCUACAUCUCCCUGUCCUACUUCUACAGCCUCGUUCCCUUCGCCCUCACCGCUCUAGUUACCCUCGGACUGCGCGAGCUGUCCAACGCGCUCGCGGACCCUUUCGGCGCGGACGAAACGGACAUCCCCAUUCUGGACAAAGUCGCGGCGUUCCACGGAUUCUGCGAGCGGGUCGUAGCUGCCGAGCCCUCCAGCUUUGAGUUCAAACCCGCAAAGUAA
Klebsormidium nitens is the source of this 1227-nucleotide messenger RNA. The record is from the annotation of a GenBank genome assembly. Lineage: Eukaryota; Viridiplantae; Streptophyta; Klebsormidiophyceae; Klebsormidiales; Klebsormidiaceae.